This is a messenger RNA of Caenorhabditis sp. 36 PRJEB53466, 1311 nucleotides long. Lineage: Eukaryota; Metazoa; Nematoda; Chromadorea; Rhabditida; Rhabditidae. The record is from the annotation of a GenBank genome assembly.
AUGUUCGGUUUUCUCGAAGUAAGUGCAUAGUUUGUUGACACGGUUCUCAGGAAUAAAUUGCUCCUCUUUUUUUCAAGUGAAGACACAUUUAAUAUUUUGUAAAUAUCAAUGGAAUAUACAUUCUCAAUUAAGAAAAAGAUCCGAACAGUCAAAGUACAGUGGCACAUGGGUUGCGUUUCUUCGAAAGUGCCAGAUAUAAUCGGAGAAGGAUAUCGGCUGAAAGUGAAGAAGACGGUGGCCGUGGGCGGAUCGGCCAAGGUAUCGGAGAGGACGGAGAAGAAAAAGAAGAGAAGAGUUUCAGAUAAUGGAAGUGGAUCCGGGCGGAGGGAAAGCGACGAUGAUAGUCAAGAAGAUAGUAGCGUUCAACAGAAGAGAGAAAGAGCGGGUGAAGCUCGAAGCCGAGCUGUACAGGAAACUUGAAGACAAUCAGUUCGUCAUUGAUCUUGUCGCGCACAUCACGGAAGACGUCAAUCACUACUUUCUGUUCGAACGCUUUCCGAUCAACUUUGCCGAUUACCUGGAAAGUUUACGAAAGGAAGAGACGGUCGACGAGCUGAAACACUUGAAGUACUUCUCAGGGCUUGUGUCUGCCAUCGAACAGCUUCACAGUUACGGGUAUUCUCACAUGGAUUUGAAACCGGCGAACAUUCUCAAGAACGACGACGUCAUCAAAUUGAUCGACUUCGGAUCAGCGACCAAGUAUAUUCAUUGAGAAUAGUAUUUCAGUGAAAGUAUGUAUAUUUCAGAAUGCUUCUUCAAAUCGAAUCAUCGGCGGAUCAUCAUAAAUACCGGGAAGAAGCCGAAGAGCGGUGCAGCAUGAUGUACCGGGCUCCCGAGCUGUUCUCCUGCGACAUCGGAUCCACACUGACGACUGCUGUUGAUGUCUGGGUAAGUUUGCUUCCGAAGCGAUCCAGACAAAGAGAGAAACACUUUAAGAGUCUCGGCGUCUGUUUGUACGACUUUAUGUAUCUCGAGAAUCCGUUCGACAAGGUCUACGAGCAAGGAGGCAGCAUUGCUUUGGCCACACAGAGUCCGCAAAUGAUCAAAUGGGAUGGAAAGUGAGUGAAGAGUUCGAAGAGAAGCCAGAUGAGUUGGGGUUCCUGCAGAAGUGUGAGCAAGAAAACUGUGGAUCUGAUCAAGUCCCUUAUGGUUGUGGAACCGGAAAACAGACCAAGUGCGGAGGAAUUACGGAAGAAAAUGGAGGAUUUGGUGAAAAACUGGGGAAAACCGGAGGAGCCAGGGGCCAACGAAACACCAAUUCGGGAGUUAACCGACGAGGAAUUCGACAGAGCAAUGCGGGAAACGACGUAA